AAUCGUCUUUGGUCAGAGGAGUAUUUGGUAAUGUGUUAAAAGUAGUGCAAAAAUAAAAUAUUUGAUCCACCAUGGGAAAUACGGAAAGCAAUGUGACCAGUGGUGUUAAGAAGCAAGCUGGAACGUCCACGCAGGAGUUGUACAAAUUUGUCAAUCUCAAGGGUGGUGGUCUGUUGGUGGACAUGAUGAAGAGGGCAGCACAGAGUAAGCAAUUUGCAGAAAUUGAUCAUGCCAUCAAGACCAAAGUGGAGCCAUUUCUGUACAACAAGGGCGCAGGAAAGUGGAUUCCUGUGGCUUCUCUAGUUCUGCUGCGUAACCGUGAGCGUCCCAGACACAAACAAUUGCCCGAGAUACGAGUAAUGGAGAAUCCCGAUGAGGACUUUGAUAUUGCCCAACACUGUCCUGAAGUCAGUGAGGCUGAGUACUAUACCAACAUGGAGGCCUAUCGGGAUGUUUGUUGGGAUAUUAAGGAGAGAGGUGCAGUAGGGGAAACUAUAUUGCAUUUAUGUCUUCUCAAUGCUACAUCGCUUCAUGCUGAUCUGGCCAAGAGACUUCUACGCUUCUAUCCCAAGCUCAUCAAUGACAUUUAUAUGUGCGAUGAGUACUGGGGUGAGAAUGCCCUUCACAUUGCUAUUGUGAAUGAGGAUCCGGCCAUGGUGAAGUAUUUGCUCGAUGCAGGAGCAGAUGUCAAUGAGCGUUGCUGUGGCAACUUUAUGUGUCCUGAAGAUCAGAAAGCAUCGCGAUUUGACUGUACGGACCACGAAUACGUUGGAGUCCUUCCAAUGACCAACUACGACGGGUAUGUCUAUUGGGGAGAGUAUCCUCUCAGCUUUGCGGCUUGUUUGGGUCAGGAGGAGUGUUAUAGAUUGGUUUUAGCACGGGGUGCUGAUCCUGAUGCACAGGAUACCAACGGUAAUACCGUGCUCCAUAUGUUAGUAAUCUACGAAAAAGUCACCACCUUCGAUAUGGCAUACGAAGUGGGAUCUACUCUGUCCAUCCGGAAUCAACUGAAACUUACUCCUCUCACCCUUGCUGCCAAAUUGGCUCGCGUUGAGAUGUUCUUUCACAUCCUCAACAUUGAGCGUGAAAUCUACUGGCAAUUGGGUAGUGUUACAUGUGCAGCUUAUCCCUUAUCGCAAAUUGAUACGAUUGAUGUCGAAACUGGUCAUAUCAGUAAAGAUUCCGCCCUAAAUCUCGUGGUAUUCGGCGAUAAAGAUGAGCACUUGGAAUUGAUGGAUGGAGUACUCAUAGAUUUGUUAAAAGUCAAAUGGAAUACCUUUGUAAAGAGUCGUUUUUACAAGCAAUUCUACCUCUUUGCCAUCUACUUCAUGGUCAGUCUAUUUAGUUUCAUCCUGCGUCCUGGACCAGCUCUAGAGGACGAUGAUGACGAUGAAAAAAUUGUACUUGUGGGAAAUCAAAGAAAUAUCACUGCCAUACGUGAAAUGUACAGUGACUUAGCAAAUGCGACCUUCAUCUUUCUCAAUGAAUCAAUCUCCGAAUUGAUCGGAAAUACAAGCCAUGUUGAUACGGAUCUUGUGUUUAUCAAUAAGACAAGUACUUGGUGGAAUACAUAUGGAGAGUGUCCAUUAAUGAACUUUGAGACCCAAGAGAGUAAAUUCAGGAUUAUUUCGGAAGUUCUACUCCUCGUGGGAGCACUUCUUUACAUCCUGUCGGCCCUCCGAGAAAGCCGUUUCCUCGGCUACAAGAUGUUUAUUGAGAAUUUGAUGACAGCACCUUCUCGGGUGAUGUUCCUAUUCUCCUGCUGCCUCAUGAUGGUCAUGCCAUGGCUGAGACUCUCGUGCUCAACUGAAAUUGAGGAUCACUUUAUUGUGGUGAUAAUGCUCACCACAGCGCCGUACUUUCUCUUCUUCUGUCGCGGUUUUAAGACAGUCGGACCCUUCGUCGUGAUGAUCUAUCGCAUGGUGAUGGGAGAUCUCCUGCGAUUUGUCUCCAUCUACCUUGUCUUCGUGAUGGGCUUCUCGCAGGCUUACUACAUCAUAUUCCUGUCUUUCGACAAUCCUUCUACACCAGAAGGUAUCGAUGAUAGCCAGACUAAUCCAGUUCCUUCACCUAUGGAAUCUUUCGUGGCUAUGUUUCUAAUGUCCUUGGGAAAUUUUGGGGAUUACUAUCCCGCAAUGGAGCUAACAAAUCAUGAAUUAGAGGGCAAAGUGCUAUUUGUGAUUUUCAUGGUAAUUGUGGCGGUGCUACUGGUCAACAUGUUGAUCGCCAUGAUGGGUAAUACGUACCAGAAGAUCGCUGAAACGCGCAAUGAGUGGCAGAGACAGUGGGCGAGGAUUGUUCUGGUUGUGGAGCGUGGAGUUGCUCCAGCUGAACGCCUCAAGAAUUUCAAUUCCUACAGUCAGCCCAUGUCAGAUGGUCGUCGAGCCCUGGUAUUGCGUCUGAAUAUGACAGAUGACGACAAGGAGGAGAUGAAGGAGAUCAUGGAGAUGAAGCGUGUGCAUGAUCGUUUGUUCAAGAAGAGGAAAGUUGAGCGUGAAAAGAGAUUCAUGGAUCGUCAAAAGCUCCGGGAAAAGUACACAACCACCAAUUCGUCUCAAGAAUAUCUCACCACAAAGGCCGCCUUUUGAAGAACAAACUCUCUCCAAAAAAUAGGUAUAUUUUUAAUUUUUCUUUCAUUUAUUUUACUUUAGAAAUUACACAAAAAUUCAACAGUAGAUCAUGUUUUAAAAAGUACAAUUAUAUAGCUUUAACUUGCUCUAAAGUGUGUGGUUUCUCAAAUAAAUUAAAAUUAAUAGUAAA
Molecule: messenger RNA, 2760 nt
Organism: Phlebotomus papatasi
Lineage: Eukaryota; Metazoa; Arthropoda; Insecta; Diptera; Psychodidae
Gene: nan
Product: transient receptor potential cation channel subfamily V member 5
Exons: 4
Coding region: 72-2588 (838 amino acids)
Biological process (GO): calcium ion import across plasma membrane
Cellular component (GO): membrane
Molecular function (GO): protein binding; calcium channel activity
Source: RefSeq, a predicted model, not a curated record